GCGGCUCCUUCCUCCGGCGUUUCCUCGCGUGUUCCCCCGCCGCCCCUCGCCCUCCCAGGAGAGCCGCCCCCCGCACGGUGUGGCGAGGCCCGGGCACUGGGCAGAGACGGCGAUCGCACCGCAGCCGCCCCCGUGUCCAGCGGGGAACCCGGGAGCGUGGGGGCGGAGGGCGGCCCGGGGCUGCGGAGCCCCCCGCCAUGGAACAGGUCCAGAUGAUCAACAUCCAGCGGCUGCUGGAGGCGGCCGAGUAUCUGGAGCGAAGGGAGAGAGAGUGCGAACACGGCUAUGCCUCGACCUUCCCCUCAGUUCCAAGCCCUGGACUACAAGAGCCAAAGGCCAUGCGGAGGCUGAGCCGGGCGCGGAAAUACAGCGGCAGCGGCAGCAUUGCCAGUAUGGCCACCAGGUCUACGCACAAUGAACUAGAAAAGAACCGCCGAGCCCACCUCCGCCUGUGUCUAGAACGUUUAAAAGUUCUGAUACCGCUCGGACCAGACUGCACCCGGCACACCACGCUUGGGCUGCUCAACAAAGCCAAAGCACAUAUCAAGAAACUUGAAGAGGCUGAGAGGAGAAGCCAACACCAGCUUGAGAACCUGGAACGAGAACAAAGAUUCCUAAAGAGAAGACUGGAACAACUACAGGGUCCUCAGGAGAUAGAGCGAAUACGAAUGGACAGCAUCGGAUCUACCAUUUCCUCGGAUCACUCGGACUCGGAGCGAGAAGAGAUUGAAGUGGACGUUGAAAGCACAGAGUUCUCCCAUGGAGAAGUGGACAAUAUCAGCACAACCAGCAUCAGUGACAUUGAUGAUCACAGCAGCUUGCAGAGUAUUGGGAGUGAUGAGGGUUACUCCAGCGCCAGUGUCAAGCUUUCAUUUGCUUCCUAGAACCAAGUGAGACAACAGUGCAGGGUGAAUGAUUUCACUGGGGUGAUCAAACUGGGUCCUAGAUGCCAGUAUCCUCUUUCAGAAUUGACAUGCGGACAGCUAGGCCUGGACAGACCUGUAUAUAAAGCUUUUGGGUAAAGGAAGCCUCCCCAGAAACCCAUAUUUGUUCAUUUGGUCAUGUUACCAAUCCAAAUUUCUGCUGGCAAAAAGUUAGUCCCUUUGCAGUCAAUGAAAUCCGUUUGUUUCUGUGGGACCUGGAUCUAGACCUUAGUGAUGAAACACUUUGUUUUGAAUUUAUUUGAAAUUGUUUGAAAGAGGAUACUAGAGACUCAUCCCUCUCUUUCUGUCUUGAAAUCUGAGAAAUGUCAAAAUUUCUUAUACUUCAUUCAGGUUGACCAACCUAAUUUAGGCCCUUCUGAAGAGCUUUCGUGGUCCUAAAAGGCCUGUAACCUACAGUUUAUCACAAUCUAAUGCUGUCAUAAAGUACUAGGAAAUCUAAGAAGGCUUACAUAGCCUAGGAAUAACAGUGACAAUAAUGAUGAAGGUCUCAUUCUGUGCCCAGAGGGAGAGGGGCAGCGAUGUUCAGGGGAGAACACCAUUCAACUCAGCUUUCUGUUGGACACCAUUUAAAGAGUGAGUACCUCUGCAGCGUGGCUAGAGCGAGAGGUGCACACCUGUAACGUACCAGCACAGGGUGGGCUGUCACACCCGGGCUGUGCCAGCGCCAGCAGGUCCCCGGGAGAUGUGUGCCCCUCGCAGGCACUCGGCCAGCUGAGGGCAGAGCGAAACCAGCACUGAGAGCUGACACACCAGACAG
This is a messenger RNA of Ficedula albicollis (Collared flycatcher), 1701 nucleotides long. RefSeq names its product MAX interactor 1, dimerization protein (gene MXI1). Gene Ontology annotation, biological process: regulation of transcription by RNA polymerase II. The record is from RefSeq and is a predicted model, not a curated record. The transcript has 6 exons. Gene Ontology annotation, molecular function: protein dimerization activity; DNA-binding transcription factor activity, RNA polymerase II-specific; RNA polymerase II cis-regulatory region sequence-specific DNA binding. Bases 198 to 884 code for a protein of 228 amino acids. NCBI's taxonomy places the organism in Eukaryota, Metazoa, Chordata, Aves, Passeriformes, Muscicapidae.